AGAACCGUGGAAUCCUCCAUUGCUUCUCUUUAGCUAGCACACAGGGACAGAGAGAUAAAAUAACAAGUGGAGAAGAAAGCAAACUAGGAUGGCUGCCAUUAGAGGUGAUCCCAAGCCCCAGGACACUGCUGUUCUACAGGAUGAAGCCUACCUCUUGCUUCCUUCUCAUUCUCAUCCUCCUUCUCCAGCUGAUGAUCCCAGGAUAUGCUCAGUGUUCCUUGGACUCCAUCGUGGAUAAAAAGAUAAAAGAAGCUCUCACUGGCUUAGAGUUAAAUACCAUCCCAGCAAAGAAGAUUUCAUGUACCAGUAUCUUUAGCUCAGGCAGACUGUCUUCCUGCCCUGCGGGAAUGGUUGUCACCGGCUGUGCCUGUGGCUAUGGCUGCGGUUCCUGGGAUAUCCGGGGGGAAACCACGUGCCACUGCCAGUGCAGCACUAUAGACUGGACCACUGCCCGCUGCUGCCACCUGACCUGA
This is a messenger RNA of Hyaena hyaena (striped hyena), 473 nucleotides long. RefSeq names its product resistin like beta (gene RETNLB). Bases 141 to 473 code for a protein of 110 amino acids. Gene Ontology annotation, molecular function: hormone activity. The transcript is spliced from 4 exons. NCBI's taxonomy places the organism in Eukaryota, Metazoa, Chordata, Mammalia, Carnivora, Hyaenidae. Gene Ontology annotation, cellular component: extracellular region. The record is from RefSeq and is a predicted model, not a curated record.